AUCUUUUCUUCUCUCGCUAGCCGCGGCACGGGCAGGGCGGCAGAACUGAUCACUAGCUAGUCGAUCAUGGGCCACCGUCUCGCCGCUGCGACGGUUCUUCUGCUGGCCUUGGUAGCUGGAGCGGCCGCGGCGGGGGAGCAAGCCGUGGGCGCCGGCGUCGAGGAGGCCGGGAAGAGUGCAGCAUGGACCGGCGGGCUGAGCCGGCGGAGCUUCCCGGCGGGGUUCGUGUUCGGUACGGCGGCGUCGGCGUAUCAGGUGGAGGGCAUGGCGCUCAAGGAUGGCCGCGGGCCUAGCAUUUGGGACGCUUUCGUCAAGAUCCCCGGUGAAAUCGCAAAUAAUGCCACGGCAGAUGUUACUGUUGAUGAGUACCACCGUUACAAGGAGGACGUGGACAUCAUGAAAAGGAUGGGUUUUGAUGCCUACCGCUUCUCAAUAUCUUGGUCAAGAAUAUUCCCAACUGGAACUGGAAAAGUAAAUUGGAAAGGUGUGGCAUACUACAACAGAUUGAUAAACUACAUGCUGAAGAUAGGCAUUACACCUUACGCCAAUUUGUAUCACUAUGACUUGCCGGAGGCACUAGAGGUGCAAUAUGGAGGACUUUUGAACAGAAAAAUUGUGGAAGCAUUCGCAGACUAUGCUGAAUUUUGCUUCAAGACGUUUGGUGACAGAGUGAAGAACUGGAUGACAUUCAACGAACCAAGGGUCGUUGCAGCCCUCGGAUACGACGACGGAGCAUUCGCUCCAGGAAGGUGCACAAAAUGCAAGGCUGGAAACUCUGCAACCGAGCCCUACAUUGUUGCACAUCACCUCAUUCUUUCCCAUGCUGCUGCUGCCCAGAUAUACCGGCACAAGUAUCAGCACGUACAAAAGGGAAGGAUUGGGAUACUUCUGGAUUUUGUCUGGUACGAGGGUCUUACUAAUUCAACGGCCGAUCAAGAUGCAGCACAAAGAUCAAGAGACUUCCACGUUGGAUGGUUUCUGCACCCAAUCAUCUAUGGCGAGUACCCGAAAUCACUGCAGGUGAUUGUCAAAGAACGGCUUCCGAGGUUCACGGCCGAUGAAAUCCAGAUGGUGAAGGGCUCCAUCGACUACGUUGGCAUCAAUCAGUAUACUGCUUAUUAUGUCCGUGAUCAGCAGCCCAAUGCGACGACUAUCCCCAGUUACUCAUCUGACUGGCAUGCUGCAUUUGCUUAUGAACGCAAUGGCGUGCCAAUUGGGCCCAGGGCGAAUUCAGACUGGCUUUACAUUGUACCGUGGGGUUUGUACAAGGCUGUCACAUAUGUCAAGGAGAAGUAUGGUAACCCCACGAUGUUACUAUCUGAAAAUGGCAUGGAUGAUCCUGGGAACGUCACCGUUGCCCAGGGGGUGCACGACACGGCGAGGGUCGCCUACUACAGGAGCUACAUCACCAAGCUGAAGGAGGCGAUCGACGACGGCGCCAACUGCGUCGGGUACUUCGCCUGGUCGAUGCUCGACAACUUCGAGUGGAAGCUCGGCUACACGUCCAGGUUUGGCCUGGUGUACGUGGAUUUCGCAACUCUCCGGAGGUAUCCCAAGGCGUCGGCCUACUGGUUCAGGGACGUUGUCACCGGCAAAAACUGAGUUGGGUUUUCAACAAUGAUAUGCCCCCUUCUUUUUCUUGUUUGGUUGCUCUUUGGGUGGUGCCUAUUGUAGUAAAUAUACCAAUAAAAAGUGUGGGGAAGUAAUAAAUAAUAAAUAGUUCUUGCAUCUCGAAUUAUGCGAAGAGUUUUUAUGGUACAUGGGGAAAUAAUAAGUUUUUAUGGUACUCAAUAAAGAGCAGAACUUUCUGCAUAUGAAAUCUCUGGUCCAGUUAUUUCGACUCGGAGUAAAGUUUCCUCACGGAUAUU
This is a messenger RNA of Oryza brachyantha (malo sina), 1868 nucleotides long. RefSeq names its product beta-glucosidase 1. Lineage: Eukaryota; Viridiplantae; Streptophyta; Magnoliopsida; Poales; Poaceae. The record is from RefSeq and is a predicted model, not a curated record. Gene Ontology annotation, biological process: carbohydrate metabolic process. Bases 67 to 1602 code for a protein of 511 amino acids. The transcript is spliced from 11 exons. Gene Ontology annotation, molecular function: beta-glucosidase activity.